AUGGCUCCCAAAGGUGGCGGCGGCGGCGGCGGCGUCGGUGCCAAACCCGCGCCAGCCCCCAAACCCGCACCCGCACCAGCCCCCGCGCCAGCCGCUGGCGGCGGAGGCAGCAGUGGCACCGGCAGCGCCAUCGGCGCGGGCCUCGGCGGUGCCGCGCUCGGCGCCGCGGGCGGAUACAUGCUCGGCUCGCACAUGAGCGGCGGCGGGUCUGGCGGCGGCGGCGACGGUGGGACAACGAUUAUCCAUACGGAUGGGAACGGGAACUAUACGGCGGCGGCGCCUAGUCCGGAGCAUCAGAAGUCGGGUGGUGUGAGGGUGCGGGCGGCGCUGGGGGGAUGCGAGGGGAGGAUUGUGGUCAUUUUGGGGGUGCUGGCGGUGUGGACGGUGUGGACGGUGAUGGGGGCGGUGUUUGUUGAGGAGGAGGUGGUGGAGGAGGAGGAGGUGGAGGUGAGGGAAAAGGUGGAGAGAAUGAUAGGGGAUAUGGAGUUGCAGAGGGCCGUUUUGGAGGUGAUGCAUGGUGGGAAGAAGAGGGCUGAGGGUGGAGAGGUUGGAUGGGAUGAGGAUAAUGGCGUGGGGAAGGAGUCGAGGUUGCGGUUGUUGAGGGAGUAUCUCGGCGAGGGGAUUGAGGAUGCUUUCUGGUGGUAUUUGGACUGCUUUGUCUUUUCCGGGUAG
This is a messenger RNA of Morchella sextelata, 672 nucleotides long. RefSeq lists its product as uncharacterized. The transcript has a single exon. Bases 1 to 672 code for a protein of 223 amino acids. Lineage: Eukaryota; Fungi; Ascomycota; Pezizomycetes; Pezizales; Morchellaceae. The record is from RefSeq and is a predicted model, not a curated record.